AUGGUAGAAAUUAAAACCACUCCUUCUGGUAUUAGUGCAACUACUACAACAACUGCAGGUACCAAAGAUGUUACCAAUGUCACUGUGGAAAGUAAGGCCAUUGAUCAAACCGUAGAACAAUUUGAAAACCUUGUCAAUCAAGGUGAAAUUCCAUCCAAUACUCAAUUAUUACAAGGUGUUGAGCAAGUACAACAAGUAUUGGAAAAGACUUCAAGUUACAUUACACAAGCACCCAAUGCACAGAAUAUUCAGAAACGUACUCUUCACUUGUUAGACAUUGUCAAGGAUUUGAUUCAAGAGAAGAAUCCCAAUGAUACUCUUCAAAGAUUUGUUUCCUUAACGAAUAAGAUUAUUCGUAAAUAUGCUGAUCAAGUCAAAGAUAUCACUCAAGAGACAAGUCAACAAUUGAGUGGUACCUCUCAAGACGUGAUUUCAAGUUCAAGUCAAACCUUGGAACAACAAGUGAGAGAAAAACAACCUCAAGUACAAGAGACCUUGUAUGAUGCUGUUCGAAACUUUAGUAAUUUCAUCUUUGAAUUGUUUCGAUCUCCUCACUUUCGAUUACUCAUGAUUGAUACGUUGAAUUAUUUGAGAGUACUCUUUAGAAGUAAUUUGAAGAGUAUUGAGAGACAAACCGAUGAAGGAUUGAAGCAAGCAAUUCAAAGACUUGUCAAUACUUUCCAAGAUGAAGAGAUUGAGGAGAAGGUGAGUGAAUAUGUUGAGAGUGCCAAAGACAAGGUCUUGAAAGAAGGUGUUCCACAAUUGCCUGGUGUCUCUGAACAAACCAAGAAGGAGAUUCAAUCGGAUUGGUCCAAACCACUCAUUCAAGUUGGCUCUCAGAAAUCAAGUCAACAACAGGAACCACAAGCCUCCUCAACACAAAAACAACGCCAAGAAGAACAUGAACAACUACUACACGACGAGAAGAAGAUGGUCGAUGAGAAUGUACCUAGUGAUGAACAAAUCUCUCUUCAAAAAGAUGUUGAACAAAAAGAACAAUUAGAGGAUCAACUCUUUGAUCGAUUCAAUCAACUCAUUCAAGAAUUCUCUCAAAAUCCAUCCUAUAAGAAAUCCGUGUUAGGCUUCUUCAAUAUCUUUGAUCAAUUGAAGAAUAUUCUUGUAGAGAGUGUAUCUGAACAGAAAGAACAAGCCAAAGAAAGUUUGGAACAAGUGAAGAAUGAUUUGACUGAACAAACCUCUCAAUUGGUUCGUGAUAUGAGAAAUGAUCCAGAUUUCCAAGAAUUAUUGGAUUGUGGUAAACAAUUAAUUGUUCAAUGGACUGGAGGAGAUGAACAAAUUGUCAAUGCCAUGAGAAAUUCAUUGCGUGAUAUCUAUCGUGCAUUCAAGAAUGAUAAAGAAUUGAAUGAAUUAUUCCAAGAGAGUGAGAAUGAUAUUAAACGAUAUUUAGACAAUCCUCAACUCAUGCAACAAGAAUUGAAUCAUAUCAAGUAUAAUUUGAGAAGAAUUCGUGAAAAGAUUGUAGAAAAGAAGGAUUUACGUGCCAUUGAUCGAUUCAAUUCUCAAUUGAAUAGAGCCAUUCAAAAGAUGCGUAACGAUGAAUUAUUGAAUGAAUUGAAUGCAGAGUCUCGUCAAUUACUCUCAGAUCUCUUUUUAGAUUCAAAGGGUGAAUUUACAUUCAAGACAGAGACCAUUCAAGAAUUGAGAACCAUGUUAGUCGCUCUAUUGAAAGAGAGUGUUGAGAAAUUGACUGAUUUAGACAUUCAUUAUAUUGAUUCAGAUCUCGAGUACAAGUUAUCAAAUCUUCAUAUCAAUGCCAGCGAUAUUCUACCUUCUCAUGUUGCUUUCAGUGCACACUCAGUCACGAACAUUGAUUACAGUGAAGAGAAUUUGGCACAAUCUCUUCAAGGUACCAAAUCCAUUCUCGUCAUGCACUUGUCAGGAAUGGUAUGCCAUUUGAAAGAUGUUCAAUUCUCAUUCCAACGAUUUUCAUUCCCUCAAAUCAGUGAUGAAGGUUUAUUAGAUAUUGACACUGGUGAUAUUGGUUUAAUGAUACACUCCAAGAUUCUCAUUGAUACGACAACACCAACCAUUGGUAAUGAAUUCUUUUUGAGUGAAUCUGUGAGUGUGGAUAUUGAUGAAUUGAAAUUGACCUUUACCAAAACAGCUCAUCAUCAAUUGCUCUUGAAAUUACUCUCUCCAUUCAUUCAGAACAAUGUGCGAAGAAAACUCAAAGAACAAAUUCAAUACGUGUUGAAUUAUUCUCAACAGCAGGCAUUGCACAAGUUGAAUCGUGCUUUGGAACAGACCAUGAAGAGUAAUAAGGGAAAUAUUGGAUUGUCCUCAUGGGUGAUGGGUGGUGGAAGUGGAAUGGAAGGGGGUGGUGGAUCUAGUACAACGACUACCACUUCGGACGUGCUUGCCUCAAAGAUUGGUAGUGCGACUGUAUAUACAGGUGGUUAUCAAGAAUUGUGA
Molecule: messenger RNA, 2433 nt
Organism: Naegleria lovaniensis
Lineage: Eukaryota; Heterolobosea; Eutetramitea; Acrasida; Naegleriidae
Exons: 1
Coding region: 1-2433 (810 amino acids)
Molecular function (GO): lipid binding
Source: RefSeq, a predicted model, not a curated record